UAAAAGUGCAGUACCUAUCUACCUUGUAUAAUCUACCUCAGUAAUAAGUGAUUCUAUUAGUGCGGUAUAAUAAUAUACCUAGUCAGUUUUUUUCAAAAUUGCCAGCAAAAAAUAAUGUCCUCUCUGCUAAGCGCAGACUUGGCCGCAGCUUGCAAUGCCCUGGGGUACUUCGAUGCGAAAGCGAAUAAAUAUUAUGCCGACGCCAAUACUCUCGAGACCGUGAAAGACCUAAUUCGAUAUUUGAGGCGAGACGACGAGACUCACGACAUCAGAAGGCAACUAGGUGACACUGCGGUCUUGCAAUCUGAUUUGUUGCCCCUGUUGAAAAGCUAUUGGGAAGAAGCCGACUUGUUCGACGUGUUGUUGAGGUUGAUUGUGAAUCUUACAACACCAGCUUUGAUGUUAUGGAGCGAACAGUUGCCUACAGAGAAAACUGUUAGACAUUUUUAUUUGCAAGUCGAAGAUCAUUUACAGAACUAUAAAGAAGCUUUCGCCGAUGAGGCUGUAUGGGCUGUUCUAAGUACCAGGUUGAGCAAAAUUUUGGAAAUUGACCCUCCUGAAAGAGGUGACGAAAACAGCUUGAUAAUCGAGAGGAUUUUAAUAUUGAUCCGAAAUAUUCUUUAUGUCCCUGCGGACACUAUGGAAAGACGUCCUGAUAAUGAUGCCAGCAUCCACGAUCAGGUUUUGUGGGCUCUCCACCAAUCUGGCAUGCUAGACAUAAUCCUCUACAUGACGAGUUCGGCCAAUGAGAAUGCAUAUUACUUACACAUUCUGGAGAUUCUAUCGUUCAUGUUGCGUGAACAGAAGGCCUCCGAGCUGGCUAAUGCCGCUUUGCAACGAAGCCAAACGGAAAAGAUUCAAGAUGAGGCUGAAUUGUUGGGUAUCCGGCAUAAGGAAAUUAUUGAAAAGCAAAAAAAGGCCAAGGUUUAUACUGGAACGAGACAUUCAAGAUUUGGUGGUACAUUUGUGGUGAAGUCGAUGAAGUCAAUAAGCGAGAACGAGCUUAUUUAUCACAAGCCGUUAAGCAAACUGGAUGCUCUCAAUUUCGACACAGACAAAACCAAACCUAAAACUCCGAAAAAUCGAAUGCCAGUGAAAGCGGCGUCGGUCGAGCGUCGAUCAGCUUUCAGCAUUCGUCUGUUUCUCAAGGGAUUUUGCGUCGAAUUUUUAAACGGCGCCUACAACACUUUGAUGUAUCACGUGAAAGACAAUUUGGUUAGAGCGAAGGCACAGGCCCACGACGAAUCCUAUUACUUGUGGGCUAUCCGAUUUUUCAUGGAAUUCAACAGGUGUUAUCAAUUCGAAGUGAAACUUGUUAGUGAAACAAUGUCAGUUCAAACGUUUCAUUAUGUGCAACAGCAAAGCGAGAAUUUCUACGAUAUGAUAGGAGUCGAUAAGAAAAAAUUGAAGCUAUGGUCGCGACGUUUGCAUUUAGCUGUACUAGCUUAUAGGGAGUUAUUCAUGACCUUAUCCGCCAUGGAUAAAUCACCUGAUGGUAAUGUCAGGGACUCGUCCAAAGUAAUUAAGAGCAACAUUUUUUACGUGCUGGAAUAUCGCGAAUUCAUUUUAACGUUGCUGGUCAACUAUGACGAAUUGAAAAUGUCCGAUUUGUAUUUGAAGGACUUACUAGAGACGCAACAUAUUUUCUUGAAAAUGUUGGAGACUUUUGUUGGUACUGAUGGAGCAGUAGUGGUACAGAAAAAGGCUAAGAAACGCAGGAGGAAGCAGAAGAAAGAUCAAAGGCAGGGGCCGAUAGUGCAGGAAUUGAAUUUGGAUGGAAUGUGGGACGAAGCUUCUCCGCAACUUUCCACAGUUUUGGAGGGUAACGUUGAUGUUUCCAGUGACGUUGCUCCGUUCGAUGCUGCAUCUGAUGUACCCAUUGAUGAUCAAAAGUCUGACGCAAUGAAAAAUGUCCAGCGUAAAUUGAGAAAUGGAGAUUACGAGUCUGCUAUUGGUCUACUUAGAGCUGCGAGGGAAGUCUGGCCAGAAAACGAUAGUUUUGGGAGCCCUAAUAUGGCGCCCGAGGAAGAAUUCCUCGCCCUCAGGGACAUAUUCUACGCUGACUUGGGCGAAAACACCAAGACAAUAGAAUCAGAGCCGAUUCAAGAAGAUGCUGAUAUUGACGAUGACAAUGAAGAAGAGGAAGACGAAACCAGAUUCGAUGAAGGAACUUUCAAGUUAACCGAUUUUACCAGAAGACUAUCCCAUCCGAAAGUGGUUCGAGCUUGUGCGCUGGCUUUAAAGAAUUUCGAAUCCAAUUCCCCUCAUACGAAUCAUUGCAUAGUUAAACUUUUGCACAGAGUAGCCUUUGAUUGCAAAAUGUACGUAAUGGUUUUUCAAUUGACGAUUUUCCGGUCUUUUCAAAAGGUUUUCGAGCUCGCCGACCUUCCUCAAUACAAGGAAUUGGUGAAGUUCGCAACUUACAUCGUAAGGCAAUUCCUGAAAGUGGCCGAGACAAACAAAAAAGUUUUUAUGGAGACGCUAUUUUGGAAGACCAGCAACGAGUGCUACGAUAUCGAGCACGGAUACACGGAGUCGCAUGGAAAAACAGCUUCAAGGGCCUGGUCCGAGGAAGAAGAAGAUGAAUUGAGAAGGCUAUUUAUGGAACAUCAACAAUCAGGAAAUGAAAAUGAUGUUGUUGAUUUUGUUACAUCAAAUGUUAUCGAUCAGACAAAAUCCCGAAGGCAAGUUAUUAAAAAACUUAAAGAAUUGAUGCUUUUGGUUGACUAUAAAGGCCGAAAAAAGUCUGGUGCAGCGAGGCCUCCGAAAGAGUGGUCUUUAGAAGAAGAAGCUAAUCUUCAAGAGCUUUAUGAAAAAUAUAAAGAUAGCCACGAUCCAUUGGGUAACAUUCUAGAAGACUUGGACGUUCCGAGGCCGAAAAACCGAGUCGUCGAAAAACUACUCGUAAUGGGUCUAAUUCGUGACAAAAAAGAAAUUCACAAAAAAAGGUCACGAACCGGAGGAAAAUCUCAGCAAUCGGCAUCAGAUAAUGAGUCUUCCCUGAGCGACGAUGAUAGCGAUGAUGGUCAGCAAUCCCAUCCACAAAACCGUGCUCCUAAGAAAAAUGUCUCUAAGAGAAAUAGCAAAAAGGACGCAAAGAACAAGAGACCCAAACAGAUUCCAUUUUCCAGAGCCAAAAUCGUGGAAAUUCUCAUCAAGGUUGAACAAAUCAGCGAGGAAAUGCGGGAAUCGCUCGAGUGGCUGAAAGAGAGUUUGGGCGACGCCAUCGAAGACUACGAGACGGAAAACGACGGCGAAGGUAUUCCAUUAGUUCCGGUAAUGGAUUAUGCCGAGGCCGCUAUGGAAAACGACGAGUUCCUGCAACUACUCAAAGCGUUCGGUGUCUGUCCUCCGUUCGAAGAACAGGAAUCCUACUGGCGUAUUCCAACCACCCUCAAUCCCGAAACCCUCAAAGAUUAUUGCGACGCAAUCCAACAGGCCUUAGAUAAAACACUCCACUUUGUAGAAGAAGACACUCCACAGGUCAUCGAGAAUCAUGAAAGUUCAGAUGACGAUGACUUGUUUGAUAAGCUAAGGAAAAUGAGAAAGGACGAUAGUGCUAUGCCUGAGAGCUCAAAAUCAAGUCCAGAGCCUGAUGAGAGUUCAAAAUUAAGUCCAGAGCCUGAUGAUGGUUCAAAAUCAAGUCAGGAGUCUGAGAACCCAGAAUCAGAACCUAUGGAUGCUACAACGGAAACUGUUCAGUUCACUGUACAAGAAUUUACUAUUGAUGAUGCUGAGGAAAAUGUGAGUCCUCGUAAAAAAACCCGAGUAAUCAUCGAGAGUGACAGUGAAGAUGAAAAUGAUCGUGAGAAAAGUGAUGAUGAAAACACUGAACAAAAUAAUCACAAGAAUUUUAGAGCUAUCGUUGAUAGCGAUAGUGAUGCUGGAGCAGGCAAAGAUUUAGAAAAUGAAAAAAGGUUACGAUCUACUUCUGACUCCGAUAGCGAAAAACCUACCGCUAAGCGUGGCAGAAUUCUUGAUAGUGAUGAUGAAGAUUAAAAGUGUGUCUCAACAUUUUAUUUAGUUUCAACCCAAAGAAGUGUCUUUGUUGAAAAAUGAUUAAAUAAUACAUGGUAAUAAUAAUAUGUUUGUUUUAUUUUAGAAUAACAUUGUUACAAAUUAGCACAGGUUUUCACAUCCAGAAUUUCCAGUUUUAUACGGAGCCCUUGGGUAGUUUCCACUAGAAAAAGCAUGCAUUAUUAUUUUGUGCAAACUACUGCAAACAGUAUUCAUCAAUGUUUUGUCUGCGUCUGAAUUACUUACGCUGGUCCAUAGUUGCAAACAUAAAUUUUCUGAUAUUUCAUAUUGCCAUUGCUUAUUGGGAAGUAUGUGUAGCCGCAACCUACAUACUUUGUGUCAUCCCAUGCCAUCUAAAAUAUCAGCUUUUAUUAAAAAUUAUUAAACAAUAAUAAUAAUUAACCUGUGUAUAAUGUCCCGUGGCCAUAGAAAAUCCUCCAGGAUAUUUGUACUGACGAUAUUCGUUCCACCAGUUCAUAAUUGGUUCGCUCCAAUUGGCUCCUUUUCUGUCAUUCGAUGACCAACUUGUUGCUAUGUUUUGACCCACCUGCCAUCUAGCUACAUAGAAAAAUCGAAAACGUACAAAUAAAAUGGGACAUCCAAUACAUACGAUCAGAAACCCGCACGUGUCCAUAAACACAAGUAUUGGCUAUAUUCUGAGCGGCCUGAGCAAGUCUGUCAUCCCAAUACUGAAAAAAAUAUAAUUUGAAUCUGUUGGCAACAAGGUUCUGAUUAACGAAUGAAGGCUUUCACGAGUUUCACUGCCGGUCAAAUCUAGUAAAAAAG
Ceutorhynchus assimilis (cabbage seed weevil) is the source of this 4803-nucleotide messenger RNA. Lineage: Eukaryota; Metazoa; Arthropoda; Insecta; Coleoptera; Curculionidae. The record is from the annotation of a GenBank genome assembly.